Molecule: messenger RNA, 450 nt
Organism: Funneliformis mosseae
Lineage: Eukaryota; Fungi; Glomeromycota; Glomeromycetes; Glomerales; Glomeraceae
Source: the annotation of a GenBank genome assembly
AAGGCCUAUGAUGAUGCCCUACACAAACAGGACGAAAAAAUUGCAGUUGCAGAUAAGCUGUAUAGCCUGAUCUCUAGACACCUUGAAAGGCUAGAUGACGAACUAUCCCGAAACAAUAUAAAUUUAGAUCGUGAGUAUUUAUUUGUAUUGCAAGAAUUUGGUAAUAUGAUCCAAUGUGAUCAUCCUAGAUGUGAGAAUGCGUGGUAUCACUGGGAUUGUGUAGGUCUUACACAACAACCGUCAGGACAAUGGUUUUGUCCUGAUUGUGAGUUCAGACCUUAUGAGCCUAUCCCUCUUGACGAUUUAAUGAUUGAGGGCUUUGCCAUGUAUUCAUAUCCGGAUCAAGGUCUGGAUGAUUUCACACUUAGUAACCCUCCAUUUCAUUGGUAUGUUUUAAGCAAAUCCUUUUUAUUCUAUCGUCUUAUAUUCUCGUCACUUUCUUUUAAUUAA